AUACCCCUCAGGAUCUAGCGCCUCCCGAUGGCUUUUGGUCAUAGCUUGUGCUCAAACAAGUGAAAUUUUAUCGCUUUAUAUCUCCUUCUAGUCGACUUUGGACGUACUUAGUGAUGCAUUUCUUCAGUCGGUCACUUAUUUUGGUCGUCGUUCUGUCGUUACUACGCAUCACAGAGGGGCAGAAUAAGGUGAAACUAAAAGAUGUGAGUACACUAACGCUUCACAGUGGGAGGAUGACAACAGGUCGUCGAACAAGCCCUGUGCCUCAGCUUAAAUGUAUUGGCGGCAGCGCCGGAUGUACAAAUACACCACACGUAGUGCAGUGCUACAACAGGGGUACCGACGGCAGUGAUGUGCAGUGGGAAUGUAAAGCUGAAAUGAGCAAAGCUCAACGCUUUGGAACCGUGGAAGUUUUCUGCGAAGGCUACGACUACCCGGAUGACCCUUACGUUCUGCAAGGCUCAUGCGGUCUGGAAUACACAUUAGAUCUGACUGGACACCAGGAUGCGUACGACAAGCAGAGCAGUUACAGCCACUACACGAAGCCCAAACAUAAAGGAUCGUCCUUCGAAAACCUUUUGUACAUAGGUGUCUCCGUAUUUAUAUUCUACGUCAUAUACAAGUCGUGCAUGUCAAGUGGUCGCCGUGACGCUACGGGGACUGGUUUCACCGCUGAUUACCCAGAUGACCCGCAUGCCCCCAGUGCUCCUGGCUGGGGUGGAGGUGGUGGUUUCUAUGGGGGUGGAGGGCCGCCACCCCCUGGCUUCAGGCCCGACCUUGGAAUGGAUGGUGGUUGUGGUGCAAGACCUCGUGGUAUGGGAAUGGGCGGUUAUGGAGGCUCAGGGCUCGGGGGAGGUGGCUUUUGGACUGGAGCUGCAACAGGAGGGUUCUUGGGAUAUUUAUUAGGGAACAGAGGAGGAGGCACAGGUACCACCGGUGCAUGGGGGUACCCACAGGAAGGUAUGCGAGGUAGUUCUUACGGCUUCUCUACAUCAAGUGGGUCGGCGUCAUCAUCAGGCGGAGCACACUCGUCUUCUGGAUUUGGUGGAACAAGGAGACGAUAAGGAGAUCACUAGAAGCAAACACCAAAGAUUACUGCGAACAAGACUUUCCCGCUGUCACAAGUUGUCAUACAGACAGUUAUCAUCCGGCGUAAUGUCAUGGCACCGAUUUUUUUAUAUAAAUAUCCUAUAAUAACAAAA
Molecule: messenger RNA, 1202 nt
Organism: Ornithodoros turicata
Lineage: Eukaryota; Metazoa; Arthropoda; Arachnida; Ixodida; Argasidae
Product: store-operated calcium entry-associated regulatory factor-like
Exons: 8
Coding region: 114-1064 (316 amino acids)
Biological process (GO): regulation of store-operated calcium entry
Cellular component (GO): endoplasmic reticulum membrane
Source: RefSeq, a predicted model, not a curated record